Messenger RNA from Sorghum bicolor (sorghum), 1485 nucleotides. Its product is annotated as SWR1 complex subunit 2. The transcript is spliced from 11 exons. The record is from RefSeq and is a predicted model, not a curated record. NCBI's taxonomy places the organism in Eukaryota, Viridiplantae, Streptophyta, Magnoliopsida, Poales, Poaceae. Gene Ontology annotation, biological process: regulation of DNA-templated transcription; chromatin remodeling. Gene Ontology annotation, cellular component: nucleus. Gene Ontology annotation, molecular function: ATP-dependent H2AZ histone chaperone activity. The coding region runs from base 78 to 1160 and encodes 360 amino acids.
CGCUAGUUCCUUCCUUUCUCUCUCCCCUCCCGGCAAGGCCUCUCCUCUCCUCUCCUCGCUUGUCCCCACCAGCCGCCAUGGACGCCGGCGACGACGAGCCCCCCGUUCUCCUCGACCGCGCCGCGCGCGCCACCCGAGGCAAGAGGAUAACCAAGCUCCUCGAGGACGAGGUCGAGCAGGACGAGGCUUUCUGGAACCAAGAAGCCCUCAAGGAUGAGGAGAACGAUGACAACUACGUGGAAGAGCAGGAUGCUGGUGACGAAUUCGACAGUGAUUUUGGUGAAGAUGAAUCUGAACCUGACGAUGAGCCGGAGAGGGAAGAACGUGAGAGGUUACCUAUCAAGAAACGGCUAAUGUUUCCUGGCAAGACGCUGAGGAAGACCAAUGUCAAGAAGAAGAAGGUGACCCCAAAACCAGAAGAUGACGCAAAAGCUGACAAGUCUGCUGAUAAGCCCAGUUCGUCCACACAAGCAGAUGUUCCUGAUGAACUGGAGGUUGAGAAGACCAUCCGGAAAUCAACCAGAACAUCGGUCAUUGUGAGACAAGCUGAAAGAGAAGCGAUACGUGCCGAAAAAGAAGCAACGGCCAAGCCAAUUAAGAGGAAAAAGGAGGGAGAAGAAAAGCGGAUGACGCAAGAGGAGAUGCUUUUGGAAGCAGCUGAAACAGAGAUCAUGAACAUGAGAAAUCUAGAACGUGUACUGGCAAGAGAGGAGGAAGUGAAGAAAAAAGCUGUUAUUCAUAAGGACACUUAUGAGGGUCCUACAGUUCGGUUUUUCUCAAGAGAUGGGGAAUCACGUCUGGAAUUCAUAAAUGGGGCAACAUUUGGGUCUGAACUUUCUAUAACAUCAUCCCCUUAUCCGGAGAAACCUGUUUGUGUGGUGACAGGACUUCCAGCCAAAUACCGUGAUCCGAAGACAGGGCUGCCUUAUGCAACUAUGGAAGCAUUCAAAAUAAUCCGGGAGCGUUUCCUGAAAGAGGAGGCUGAUAGAAAGAGGCCGAACAUGUUGAAUAUGGGAGAGCUUUUUGAAUCAAUAACUGGUGAACAUUUGAUGCCUAAGAAGAGAAGGGUUGAGAUAAGGUCUCCGAACAUAUCAGGAGGCUCGAGGCAUGGAGGACGCUUCUGGAGAAUACCUGCUCUUGAUAUGGUGGACGAGGACUAACGAGACAGAUCCUGUGACUUCAGAUGAGUCUGAUAGAAAGAGUUCCAAUAUGUCUAAAUGGGAAAGCUUUCUGAAUCAAUAACCGGUGGACAUUCGAUACCUAAGAAGAGGAAGAGAACGAGGAUGGAAAGGAUGCUGUAUUUAGCGUAGAUCUGGAUAUACUGUGCUUGUAGUUAUCUUAAUGUAUUUUUUGUCAGUUGACAAAUUUUCAGAACAAUGACCUAGUAUGACCAAAUGCUUCAUCGAAGCUGGCACCUUUGCAGCGAUAGUCUCUGUAGUGAGAUGACCCUAUAAUCAAUCAAGAGAGCUGCGAUGCUCAAGUAAA